AUGGGUAGCGGCAGCAGCCGGAGCGGCCGGGCUCUGAGGCGGCGGCGCAGCCCCGACUGCCGCCCGGCACCGCCGAGCGAGACGGCCUCGGAGGACGGAACCCGGCCGCGAGGCCCGGCGACACCGGACAAGGCCCCGGGGCCAGUCGCGCUGGAGGCCGACCUCGCCCCCGCCCCCGCGGCGCCCCCCGACGGCCGGGAGGAGACCCUGCGCCUGCUGGACCAGCUGCUGGCCGAGUCGGCGGCCUGGGGUCCCCAGGAGCCGGCCCCGCGCGGCCCGGCCCGACCCCGACCCCGACCCGCCGCGGGCGCGGGCAGCGCGGUGUCCCCAGAACAGUGGGCUGAAGACCACCCAGAAGGCAGCUGUGCUUCUGAAGCCCCAGGCAGCACCCGUAAGCGGCCCGAGGGGCAGACGGCCAUCUCUUACGACUAUUCGGAGGAGGAGCUGAUGGCAAGCAUCGAGCGGGAGUACUGCCGCUGAACUGACCAUACAGGGGGUGUGACAGCAGUCCUGAGGUCACCGCAGACCAGGCCCUGGGGCCCCUGGGUUGGGGGAGUCAUUUUCCUUCCCCACUCUUGGCUCAGCUGGAUCUGCACCACCUCCAAAAUGUAGCCAGGCCUGGAUCUUUCAAAAAUGACCUCUUCAGGUUCACACACAGCUGUCCUACACAUGGCCACUGCUGGCUGUAAGGCUUGCUGACCUUGGUGGUACAGACUCAGACCAAAGGGCAGCAGACACUUGGGCCCCUCCUCCAUUCUGGGGAGCCUGACUUGGGUUUCCUGGAGCCUGAAAUACUUCCCCUUUCUGCUCAUGCACUCUCCAGGUGGGGCAGGCCCACCAAGCAUGGACAAACCCAUGGGCAUCUGCCACAGACUUCUGGAAGGUUCCGCUGUGGAGUGUGCACUGGGAGGUGCCCUCAGUCCUCGUGCUGAUCUCUUUAGUAGAGGCCGGUCAGUUCUAAUGUGCAAGUGACUGGAGCAGAUCCUGGGUCUGGAGGUCUGGGCGGGGUCUGAGAUCCCAGUUUCUAAUGGCUCCCAGGCAGGAGUGGGCGUCUUGAGUGGCAAGCAUCCCUAAGCCUGAGCUUCACACCUUCCUCUGGCUUUUCCCUCCCUGGUGCUGGGAGGCUCCUUCCGAGCUGCAGCCUGCAUCCUCCCUGCUCGGAUAUGGUAGGAAGAGAGCACUGAGCUGUGAGCCACAGAGCCCUCUGCCAUCCUGCUGUUAAAUUAGCUUGCCAGGGGAUGCAGAGCUCUUCACUUUCCCUCUCUGGGUCUCAGU
This is a messenger RNA of Castor canadensis (American beaver), 1275 nucleotides long. RefSeq names its product cystin 1 (gene Cys1). Lineage: Eukaryota; Metazoa; Chordata; Mammalia; Rodentia; Castoridae. The record is from RefSeq and is a predicted model, not a curated record.